Messenger RNA from Condylura cristata (star-nosed mole), 1122 nucleotides. RefSeq names its product 3 beta-hydroxysteroid dehydrogenase/Delta 5-->4-isomerase-like. NCBI's taxonomy places the organism in Eukaryota, Metazoa, Chordata, Mammalia, Eulipotyphla, Talpidae. Gene Ontology annotation, molecular function: 3-beta-hydroxy-Delta5-steroid dehydrogenase (NAD+) activity. The transcript has 3 exons. Gene Ontology annotation, biological process: steroid biosynthetic process. Bases 1 to 1122 code for a protein of 373 amino acids. The record is from RefSeq and is a predicted model, not a curated record.
AUGACCGGCUGGAAAUGCCUUUUGACGGGAGCAGGAGGGUUUUUGGGUGUCAGGAUUGUCCGCUUGCUGGUGGAGGAGAAGGAGCUGCAGGAGAUCAGGUUACUGGACAAAGUCUUCAGACCAGAAGUCCAGGAGGAAUUUUCUAAGCUGCAGGGAAAGGUGACGCUCACGCUGCUGGAAGGGGACAUCCUGGAUGAGCAAUGUCUCCAGAGGGCCUGCCAGGGCGUCUCUGCCGUCAUUCACACGGCCUCCAUCAUCGACUACAUGAAUGCCGUCCCCCGAGAUGUCAUCAUGAACGUCAACCUGAAAGGUACCCAGCUCCUGCUGGAGGCCUGCGUGCAGGCGAGUGUUCCCGUCUUCAUCUUCACCAGCAGCAUAGAGGUGGCCGGGCCCAACUCCUACAGGGAGGUCAUCAUGAACGGCAGUGAAGAAGAGCUGCACGAGUCCACCUGGUCGGCCCCCUACCCGGUCAGCAAGAAGCUGGCCGAGAAGGCUGUGCUGGCGGCCAGCGGGUGGGGGCUCCAGAACGGCGGCGUCCUGUCCACCUGCGCCUUGAGGCCCAUGUACAUCUACGGGGAACAAAGCCAGUUCAUUUCUUACGCCGUGAGCGAGGCGCUGAAGAAUGACCGUGUCCUGACCAACCACAGCAGGUUCUCCGUCACCAACCCAGUGUACGUGGGCAACGUGGCCUGGGCCCACAUUCUGGCCUUGAGGGCCCUGAGGGACCCCGAGAAGGCCCCCCAGGUCCAAGGACAGUUCUACUACAUCUCAGAUGACACGCCUUACCAAAGCUACGACGACAUCAACUACAACAUGAGCAAAGAGUGGGGGUUCUCCCUCCAGUCGGGAAGGAGCCUGCCCUUGUUUCUGAAGUACUGGCUGGCCUUCCUGAUGGAGAUGGUGAGCCUCCUGCUCAGCCCCGUCUACAGGUAUCAGCCUCCCAUGAACCGCCACUGGGUGACGCUGACCAACAGCGUGAUCACCUUCUCCUACAGCAAGGCCCAGCGAGACCUGGGCUAUAAGCCGCUGCUCAGCUGGGAGGAGGCUAAGCAGAAGACCGCGGAGUGGGUGGGCUCCAUAGUAGAACAGCACAAACAGACCCUGAAAACGAAGACUCACUGA